UCCACCUCCACCUCCACCUCCACCUCCACCAUCGUAGCCAACCAGCCCACUUUUCCUUGACUUGACCCACGCGGCGUCAGCUCCUCUGCUCCGCGAAGCCGGAGCGCUUUUUUAAAGGUUGCAAACCAAGCGCCGAGGGGAGCUGCGGCUGCGGGUGAGGAGGAGCAUCAGAAAGGAAGAAGGACAAGAAGAAGAAGAAGAGGAGGAGCCAUGCUGGACCAUCUCGUCGGGCUGGUGAAGGUGCGCGUGGUGAGGGGGGUGAACCUCGCCAUCCGCGACCUCCGAUCCAGCGACCCCUACGCCGUCGUCCGCAUCGGCAAGCAGAAGCUGAGGACGAGGGUGAUAAAAAAGAAUACCAAUCCGGAAUGGAACGAGGAACUCACCCUCUCCAUUGAAGACCCUGCACAUCCUGUCAAACUGGAAGUGUUUGACAAGGACACAUUCGUCGAUGAUUCGAUGGGCAACGCGGAGCUGGACAUCCGCCCGUUGGUUGAGGUCGUGAAGAUGAAGCUCCAGGAUGUUGCCGACGGAACCGUGGUAAAGAAACUGGUGCCCAACAGGCAGAACUGCCUUGCCGAGGAGAGCUCGAUUUACAUCUCCGAGGGGAAGGUGAAGCAGGACCUGGUUAUCAGGCUGAAGAACGUGGAGUGCGGGGAGAUAGAGCUCCAGCUUCAGUGGGUCGACCUCCCUGGCUCCAAGGGUGUAUGAGCUCAGCGCUGCCAUGCUGUUGUCUGUCAGGAUUCUCAGGGUUUCUUGAGUAAAAGUAAAAUUCAAGUGAGGGAUGUAAGCUAAGGAUGAUUAUGGUACAGCAAGUGCUGAUUAGGAUUUUAAUGUUGCUCCAUGAUUGUACAUAAGGGGUUGUUUGGACCUCGUGUUUUGUGAGAACCAGAUUUCAUAAAA
Panicum hallii is the source of this 900-nucleotide messenger RNA. Its product is annotated as GTPase activating protein 1. The transcript is spliced from 3 exons. The record is from RefSeq and is a predicted model, not a curated record. Lineage: Eukaryota; Viridiplantae; Streptophyta; Magnoliopsida; Poales; Poaceae. The coding region runs from base 211 to 708 and encodes 165 amino acids.